Molecule: messenger RNA, 603 nt
Organism: Limanda limanda (common dab)
Lineage: Eukaryota; Metazoa; Chordata; Actinopteri; Pleuronectiformes; Pleuronectidae
Gene: ngfb
Product: nerve growth factor b (beta polypeptide)
Exons: 1
Coding region: 1-603 (200 amino acids)
Biological process (GO): neuron projection morphogenesis; negative regulation of neuron apoptotic process; positive regulation of collateral sprouting
Molecular function (GO): growth factor activity; nerve growth factor receptor binding
Source: RefSeq, a predicted model, not a curated record
AUGAGGUCGUCCAUGCUGGUCCUGCUCCUCUUCUUCAGUGCCCGGGCUGUGGUCUCCAUUGGAGGGGACUCGUGCACCACCACGACGGCCCAGCAGCAGCAUCCAGGUGACCGCUCCAUCCCCACGGUGGACCCCAAACUCUUCACCAAGCGCCACAAACUCUCCCCCAGGGUGCACUUCAGCUCCCAGCCCCCCGAUGCAGAGCCGGCAGCGUCCCAGGGUGUGCCCGGCGGGAGGCCGCGCAGGCGAGCCGGGCAGCCGCAGCACCGCGGGGUGUACUCAGUGUGUGAGAGCAUCAGCGUCUGGGUUGGGAACAAAACCAAGGCCACGGACAUCUCAGGCAACGAGGUGACUGUGCUGCCGGACGUCAACAUCAACAAUGUCAACAAGAAGCAGUACUUCUUCGAGACCAUGUGCCACAGCUCUCGGCCGGGCAGCUCGGGCUGUUUGGGAAUCGACGCGAGACACUGGAACUCCUACUGCACCAACUCACACACUUUCGUACGAGCGCUGACCACCUUUAAAAACCUGGUGGCGUGGAGGCUGAUACGCAUCGACGUGGCCUGCGUGUGCGUGCUCAGCCGCAAGUCGUGGCGGCAGUGA